This is a messenger RNA of Dufourea novaeangliae, 1773 nucleotides long. RefSeq names its product triokinase/FMN cyclase-like. Gene Ontology annotation, molecular function: glycerone kinase activity. Gene Ontology annotation, cellular component: cytosol. Bases 1 to 1773 code for a protein of 590 amino acids. The record is from RefSeq and is a predicted model, not a curated record. The transcript is spliced from 11 exons. Gene Ontology annotation, biological process: glycerol catabolic process. NCBI's taxonomy places the organism in Eukaryota, Metazoa, Arthropoda, Insecta, Hymenoptera, Halictidae.
AUGAAGAUCGGCCCACGGGAAAUUCUUCUUGGUACCAUGAAGAGCUUAAUUAAUUCGCUCAACGAUACUGUUACGGAAACUCUUUCUGGUUUGUCGUAUACUUAUCCGCAGCUGGAGUACCAAGAGUCGCAUAAAGUCUUCUUAAUGCCAAAUCUUGAAGAUCAAAAGGAUAAAGUGUCUAUUAUAUGUGGUGGCGGGAGUGGACACGAACCAUUUGCGGCAGGAUUCGUCGGGAGUGGUAUGCUAACUGCGUCUGUAGCAGGUUCCAUAUUUGCUGCACCGCCAUCGCAACACGUUUCCUACUGUAUCGAACGUCUUUCUCAAUAUAGUCAGGCUGGUAUCUUAGUGGUGAUUCCAAAUUACACUGGAGACUGUCUCAAUUUCGGGAUAGCUGUCGAAAAAGCAAGACAAAGCGGGUUCAAGGUGACAGAGAUAAUCGUAAAUGACGACUGUAGUAUUCCGAUUAAGGACCAAGGUGUCGCUGGUAAACGCGGAUUAACCGGCCUCCUAUUCGUCAUAAAAAUAGCUGGCGCAUUGGCUGAAAGAGGUUUACCGCUUGAAGAAAUUUAUGACGUUGCACAAAAUGUUUUGAAAAAUAUGGCUACUUAUGCAGUUGGAUUGACCCCAUGCAAUAUACCUGGACAACCUCCAAUGUUUGAGCUCGCUGAUGACGAAAUAGAAUGUGGAAUGGGAGUUCACGGAGAAGCUGGAUACGAGAAAGCAAAAUUAAAAACAUGCAGUGAAGUGGUUUCGAUCAUGUUGAAACAUAUAUGUGAUUCAUUAUGCUUAAUUAAUGGAGAUUCCGUUGCAGCAAUUAUUAAUAAUUUUGGAGCGUUAAGUCAAUUGGAACAAGGAAUCGUUGUUCACGAUUUGGCGAACCAGCUCCGAGAAAUGAACAUUGAACUUCUACGUGUUUACUCGGGAGUCUUAAUGACUUCAUUGAACAGUGCCGGUAUCCACAUCACUCUUUUAAAAUUACCUGAAAAUUAUAAAGAUAUGUUCAUCAGUUAUUUGGAUAGUCCUACCGCUGCGCCACGAUGGCCAGGGUGUGCUUAUAGUGUUCCUUUAAAAAGUAGACGAACAACUAUACAGGUUAAAGUAACAGAGGGUGCAAAACAAAUCGGAAUAAAAGUCAAUACACAACAGCAAAAUUUACUGAGACAGUGUUUAAAGAGUGCCUGUGAACGUAUAAUCGAGAAAGAAACUGUUAUCAAUGAUCUGGAUAGAGGAUGUGGGGAUGGAGACUGUGGUACAACACUUAAAAGGCUUGCCAGCGAUAUUUUACAAAAAUUAGACAACUUUUAUGUCUCACAUCCGUCAUCAGUUUUCUCAGAGCUGGCACAUAUAGCUGAAGAACAAAUGGGUGGAACAUCCGGAGCAUUGUAUUGUUUAUUGUUUACUAGUCUCGCCGCAGAAUUGGUAUUGGCUGAGGAAGGUAAAGGUUGGCUAUUUAUUUGGGCUAAAGCACUUCGCAGUGGUUUAACUUGUCUAAUAAAAUAUGGAAAAGCUAAACCAGGAGAUAGGUCGAUGAUUGACGUGAUGAACGCUGUAUGCGAAACUUAUGAAAGCGCGUUGCAUAAUAAAAUGGAUGAUAUAUGUACUGCUUUAAAAACUGCAGCUUGGGAAGCAUGCGAAGCUACGAAAAAUAUGAAGCCUAAGGUAGGGAGAGCUAGUUAUGUAAAACAAGUUCAGUACCUAAAAAACGUAGAUGCUGGUGCGUAUGGGGUUGCCACUUGGAUUGGUGCCAUUGCAGACGUGAUUAAGAGCAUUUAA